AAAUGUUGUUUCGGAUUUGUUGUCAAAAUUCAAUAUGAAAUUAUCAGAAAUAACGCCAAAUAGCUAUAUUAAGUAUUAAUUAUUGAUCACAACAAAUUCAAUACCAGCACACUGAAAGCAAUUCAACCUGCCCAAAACGGCCACCUUUGACAGCCGCGACAACAACGCAACCCCUGACACCUAUUUGACAACAAAGAGGAAUUCGCAAUAGCCUCUAAUUGAAUUAAGGCCUCCACUUACUACCCUUAAGUUGCACACUUUCUAGCAGCUUAGUGUGAACGUCGGACACAGCAACGUGCCAAAGCUCGCGCGUGAAAUCCAUAUAUAGCAGGACAUCUUGCAAGGACAUCUUGCAUCCACAUCAUCACAACAACAAAUCAACAAUCAUUGUUGCCAUUGACUUCAACAAACAGCAUUCAAGCAAUAAUCGUCGACAUCAACGUUUUCAACGAUUCGCGCUACAGCCUAUGCUCAGCGCUGUAGCGCGUUAUGCGAAUCAUACGCGAAAAAAUCGUUCGCUAAGGCUUAACUACGGUCACAUGUCCCUGCUCGAUUUUGGCGGUGAGGAUGGCAGCUCUGGCAGCGAUACGGAGCCGGAUGCACAUAUUGAUUUUACGGCCAUGCUUAUGGAACGCAAUCAGGAGUGCAAUGGUGGUCACUCCGGUGACGACUGCAAGCUACAGUCACAAACUCAAUCUCAAGAUGAGCACAGCUACUACCUAGCACAGUAUGUGCUGGGCGUGCAUGACUUUAGCUCGCAAUAUGGUAUCGACUACAGCAUAUCCUACACGGCCGCUAAUGUGAUUGGCAGGCCAAGCAAGUAUCCCACCUAUGGCGACUAUCCAGAGGCCUUUUGUAUGCGUACCUUUGGUGACUGGUGGCACUGCGCGCCUUCGUCCACCCGUGAAAUUCAGCCACAAAAUCUGCCAGCGCUGCCCACACAUGAUUUUAUUGUUGUGUAUUUUGAGGAGUUUGUGAUACCCAAAGAGGUCUCCAUCUUUGAGACAUACAAUCCGGGUGGCGUAGUGCGCAUAUGGGCUUACAGCAUUACGAAGCGCUGGACGUGCUUGUGGGAGGCAAGUAGCAGUGAUCUGAAUAAGUUUAAGGGCAAUUUCACGCGCGAAGCUCGGCGCUUUGCGCCGACUCUUAAGAAUACUAACAUACUGACCAAGACGUUGCGAAUUGACUUCAAUCACAGCCGAUUGAACUAUUACACCCAGAUCGAUGCUAUUCUGCUAUAUGGACGCACUGGUUCAACGCGAUCCAUGCAGCAGAUGCUAACGCCGAUGGUUAAACGCUAUAAGGAAGAUAUCAAUAGUGGACCUAUCCUUUGCAAGCUGCGCACGCUAAAGUUCCAACCCAGUUGUCGUGAAAAUUGUACUGUCAAACUUCAUGAAUUUAUCAACAACGAUCUUAGCCAAUUUUUGAAGGAAAACCAAAAAGUUUCUGAAGAGCAGCAGUUGCAAAGCAGCGGUCCACAAAGCUCUUUAACGGAUCUGCCGUUCGAAAUCCUGUUGAAAAUACUCAGCUACCUGGACCUAAAGUCACUCUUUUGUGUGGGCCAAGUGUCGCGCCUGUUUUACGAAAUUUCAACACAUCCGCUGCUCUAUUGCGAUCUCAGCCUGAAGCCUUAUUGGCAGUUGGCCAACUCAGAGCUGUUGUGUACCCUGGCGCGCAGAGCGACGCUGUUGCGCAAGCUGGAUUUAUCGUGGUGCGGCGGGUUUGGAGAGGUUUCACCCACCGAGUUCAAGAAAUUCCUGACUCAACGUGGAGACAAUCUCACCCAUUUACGUUUGAACUCUUGCAAAUUUCUCAAUGCCAGCUGCAUUGAGACAAUUGGCAUAGUCUGUGAUAAUCUAAUAGAGCUCAGUUUGCGUAACUGUGGAUCUGACACCCCACUGUUAAAUUUUUCCUGCCUGGCCAAUCUCAAAAAUCUUGAACGACUCGAUCUCUUUCAAACUGCAUUUGAGUCUGAGCUGCUGCUGAGCAUGCUCGAAGGCAACCGUAAAUUAAAGCAUCUUAAUCUAGCCUUUUGCGGUGUUUCGGUAAACAUGGAUAAUGUCGCCGCGCAUCUAGCCACUUACAACACCCAACUCGUUUCGUUGGACAUGUGGAAAGCGCAUUUUCUGUCCGCACGGGGCCUUCAAUCGCUGGCCCGUUGCCACCAAUUGGAGGAGCUUGAUUUGGGCUGGUGUAUGCGUGAGGCCAAUCUUGGUGAUGGCCUAUACCAACUGCUCACCAAUUGUCCCAAGCUAAAGAAGCUGUUUUUGUCGGCCAUGCGCGGCAUUACUGAACGUGAUCUCACGCAUAUUGCAACAUUGGGAAAAAAUCUCGAGCAAUUGGAUUUAAUGGGUGUUACUCACAUAACGCACGAGCGUGCUUAUGACAUCCUAGUGCGUUGUAAAAAGUUGAAAUUAUUGGACCUAAGCUUUUGCGACAACAUUAUGGAUCGUGAGCAUUUCAAUUUAAUCAUCGAUUGGUCGCGACUCUUUAAAGUGAAAAUCCAAUUCAGUCGGAACAACUACGAUAGAUAGUCGGCUAAUGUCGAUUGCUUUGUGAUUAUCCGAGUGUAAAGCGUUCGCGACACCCUGUUUAUAUAGUUACACAUAACUAUUGUUAUUGUAUAUAUUUAUAAAUAAAUUUGAUAUUAACUUGCAAAUACAAUUGCAGCUUUCCGUAUCCCACAAA
Molecule: messenger RNA, 2688 nt
Organism: Drosophila grimshawi
Lineage: Eukaryota; Metazoa; Arthropoda; Insecta; Diptera; Drosophilidae
Gene: Fbxl4
Product: F-box/LRR-repeat protein 4
Exons: 11
Coding region: 468-2534 (688 amino acids)
Biological process (GO): SCF-dependent proteasomal ubiquitin-dependent protein catabolic process
Cellular component (GO): SCF ubiquitin ligase complex
Molecular function (GO): protein binding
Source: RefSeq, a predicted model, not a curated record